UGUCUGUAGAAUUCAAAGGAUGGUUUUCCGCCCCACACAGAGCAAGUGUUGUAACAAGCACCGUUAUGUAACAAGCACCGUUUCGGGUGGCGAGACGGGCGGGGACCGUGACGUGAAAGGAUUGCGCCUUUUCCAAUCAACAUUGCCAGGAAGCGCCUUAUUCAGACAAAUUUUAAACCCAGCGGGACACAUCCUGCCGUCUGUAGAAUUCAAGGGAUGUUAUGCCGCCCUGCGCCGUGCAAGGUGCUAUUUCAAACACCUAUACGGGGGAUGAGACUAGGCGGGGUCGUGACGAAGCAAUCUGUAAACAAUGCUGAGGAGAUGGUCGAUUAUGCUAGUGUACAGCUGUCGCGACAUCCUGGCCUAGUAAACAUGUCGCUGGCGGGGUUUAACGAUCGGACGAUGUGGCUAUUGUUUCGGCUACCUGGGGGUACCUGCGUGAAUCCCGCCCUCAAUUCAAACCUUUGCUAUAAGGCGUCCGGUGGACACCCCUUUCACAGACACAGGCGGCUUAAACGUGCAUCAUGUCCGGAGGUCGUUCUUCAUCUGUUGCAGCAGCCCAGGUCCAUAAUGCGGGAUUGACGUUGACCCAGGAGUUCAACGAGAUUUUCGCUGCGCCAACAACUGCUGAACUACAAGACCUAGAUUUUACACUAACGGAUAUUGAUCUUACCGACAAAGGGUUAAUUGACGAGCGUUACGGUUGUCCGAACCAGCCAAAUCAGAAUGACUUCCACAAAGAGCUAGCGGUGAUACAGCCUGGAUCGAGCAGAGCACAAACGCCCAGUGAAGCAAGAUUGUGUCCGAAGCCAUUCAACCCAAGUGUGUUCCACGGAGAGCUAGCGGUGACACAGCCUGGAUCGAGCAGAGCACAAACGCCCAGUGAAGCAAGAUUGUGUCCGAAGCCAUUCAACCCAAGUGUGUUCCACGGAGAGCUAGCGGUGACACAGCCUGGAUCGAGCAGAGCACAAACGCCCAGUGAAGCAAGAUUGUGUCCGAAGCCAGUCAAACCGAGUGUGUUCCGCAAAGAGCCAGCGGUGAUACAACCUGGACCGAGCAGACCACAUACGCCCCGUAAAGGAAGAUUGAGUUUAGCUAAAAGGAGGCUCCCAGCAGAAAUAGCUGCUCAGAACACAUCAACACCAAAGCGGCAGAGGACUGAAGAACAUAACGGGUCAGUUGUUGUAAUAAGUUCUCCAGAGACAUCAGAGCACCACGAUCGCUUCCCCGAGGAAGCUCCCCGGCUCACCACGUCACACGGCCUCCCUCGAAACGUUAAUCAGGGGACAACGCUUCCUGCAGCACUAACACCCCGCCGUGACAUUGUUGCUCAAGCACUCUUUACGGCUGGAAUACAGCCUCAUCCCGAUACAUUUGGCCAGACGGACGUAACAAUUCAGUCUGUACACCAGAAUAAUGACGCCGAGCUAAUAGCAGCAGCAGCAGAAGCGGAAACGGCAGCAUCAGAAGCAUCAGCACAUGAUCGGUCUCGUCCUGCCUCAUCUGCUCAGCACCCUGUAGCACAGGUCAUCCGCCGUGACGCAGGAAAACACAAGAAGAGGCGGAGUCUCAGAAGCCUGUGUUCGUCAGUCCUGAGAGUUCAGCAAAACUUCAAGCAGUUAAUCAUCAAAGCGGAUGCGACUGGUCCAAUUAUUGAUGCCGCUGCAUGGGCAGUAACGCAUAUGCCAGUUGCUACGGGACGUCAAGCUGCCCUCUACCGCCGGAAAACUGCUGCGCUUCUGAAUUACUGCGAGACUCUGAUGGUUGAACUGGUUGAUGCCAAAUCCCUCAUCCAGUUCCCCUCAACAGCCAUGCUCGAGCCCAUCUGUCGUUCCCACGUCUAA
Messenger RNA from Fundulus heteroclitus (mummichog), 1844 nucleotides. RefSeq lists its product as uncharacterized. The transcript has 8 exons. NCBI's taxonomy places the organism in Eukaryota, Metazoa, Chordata, Actinopteri, Cyprinodontiformes, Fundulidae. The coding region runs from base 525 to 1844 and encodes 439 amino acids. The record is from RefSeq and is a predicted model, not a curated record.